ACCGCUAGUAUAACAGCUAUAGAUUUUAAUAUAUAAUAUAUUAUUAUAAUUAAAAUUUCAUGACAAUAAAAUAUUUUGAAGUCAUAAAAUAAUACAUGUCCGUUAUAAACAAAUAUGUAUCAAAUACUUGUAAUAUUAAUUAUUAAUGCACUGGAUUCGCAGUCUAAUUAUAAUAUUUUUUUAUAGUUAUGAAGUUUAUUAUAGACAUUUAGACAUCAUGAUUAAUAUUCUAUAACUAAUUAUUAUAUUUCACUUUUUCAUUCUUCAAAAAUGUUUUAUUUAAUAGCUUGAAAUGGAAAUAUGUUUCAUUUAUGUAACGUCUCUACAUUUUUUAAUCACUCUAAUCUGUUGUGCAGAUGUGGGAAUAAAAGGGAUUGCAUUAAAAAAUGCUCAAUUUUACAUCCAAAAUAAAGAUUUUUCGUGUUUGGAUGGCAGUAAUGUUAUUCCAUAUAGUUACAUUAAUGACGAUUAUUGUGACUGCCUCGAUGCAAGUGAUGAACCAGGUACUUCCGCUUGCCCAAAUGGUACAUUCUAUUGUGUAAACGUAGGACAUAAACCACUAACCUUACCAUCAUCACGUGUAAAUGACGGAAUUUGUGAUUGCUGUGAUGGUUCUGAUGAAUGGCGUAAAAGUGAAAUAACGCAAUACUGUGAAAACACUUGUCAAAUGCUUGGUAAUGCUGCUAAGGAGGAGGCAAAAAAAAUUGAACUGAUAUUUGUUAAAGGAUUUGAAAUAAGAACAAAACUUGUUAUUAAAGGCAAACAACUUAAAACUGACAAACAAAAAUAUAACUGUAAGUUUGUAAAUUGCCAAGAAAACAAAGCUAAACCAAACUUGAUCAGAUAUGUUUGUCCUGAAAUACCUAUGGAACAUAAAUCUGAACAAAAAUCGUCUUAUGGAAAAUAUUCUGUUGAAGUUAAGUCAAUUACCGAUGAUAGACUAAAAAGAAAAACAUGUAUGAAUUCCUGUUUAAAGUACGGAGGCUAUGUUAAUUUAGAAACCACUCAGUAUUCUAGUUAUAGACCACAGAGAAACUCCUAUAUGCGUGUAGUUGCCACAAAAGUAUGUGAUACAGAAAAUUUACUUGGACAGGGGGCUAUGGAUUUUAAUACUACGCAAAACAUGGAUUUUAAACAAAUUAAAAUGAAAAAAUUAAGUACAUCAUCUAAGCCAUCAUGUCAUAUGUUCCCAUCGAAAAUGCCUUUGGAAGCUGACUCUACUUUUUAUGUAUCAUAUAAACCUCCAGUAAUACACAAAACCAACAAAGAAAAAGAACCACUUCCAAAAGAAAUAUAUUUGAAACCAAUACAAAAAAUGGAUAUGACUACAACAACUAAUGACAGCUAUAAAAACUGGAUUGGCUCACCACAUAUUUUAAAGAAAGCUAGAAAAAACACCAACUGUUUUGUUAAAAUUCCUUGCAAUCUUCAAACUACUUACCACUAUUACUACCAUGAUCCUGCAAUGUAUAGUAAAUAUAUAACUGACCAAUGCAUUCAAAAGUGUUGUCAACAAACAUAAAUAUUUUAAAUCUUACAACCAGUUUUAUUUAUUUAUGUUUUAAACACAUCUAAUGAUAGAAAAGUUUAAAAAAAAUACACUUAUAAAAAUAAAAAAAUGUUUUACAUUGUUCUAUAAAGAAUUCAACAUUUUUUUGCUAUUAGUUUUAUGUUGGUUAAUUAAUUGGUAUUUUAAUAUUAGUUAUCUUGUAUUGUUGACGACCUAUAGACAGCCCAUAACUUAAUGAAUGACAGUUUGGAAGUAAGCUGCCAGUAGUUAUUGCCCAACUGGAUUUAAAAAGAGAAGGAUCAUUCAAAAUAAUGUUUAGACGCCUAUUAGAAAUAAAACAAUAUUUUUUAACAUAUAAUAUUUUUAAAAUAUACACAAUAUAACUUUGCCUGGUACAAUAUAAUUCUCUAGUUAUUUAAUCUCAGCAUAAAAUUGUUGAACUUCAAUCUAAAGAAAGAGUGGCUCAAGAUUCAAAAAAUGAAGCGCAACAUAAUAAAGAGAUAGCUGAAAAAAUAGAAAAAAUAACAAU
Adelges cooleyi (spruce gall adelgid) is the source of this 2039-nucleotide messenger RNA. RefSeq names its product glucosidase 2 subunit beta-like. Gene Ontology annotation, cellular component: glucosidase II complex. Gene Ontology annotation, biological process: N-glycan processing. The record is from RefSeq and is a predicted model, not a curated record. Gene Ontology annotation, molecular function: calcium ion binding; protein binding. Lineage: Eukaryota; Metazoa; Arthropoda; Insecta; Hemiptera; Adelgidae. The transcript is spliced from 5 exons. The coding region runs from base 293 to 1522 and encodes 409 amino acids.